AGGUGCCCUGACAGGCCCAACCGAACGCGGGGAGGGACCGAGAAGGGCAAGUGGGGUGGACACGCCUCUUCCGCCCUGCGCCCGGAAGGGUGAUGUGGCUGGGGCUUCGCCGGCCUCACUAUGUCUGCCAUUUUCAAUUUUCAGAGUCUGUUGACUGUAAUCUUGCUGCUUAUAUGUACCUGUGCUUAUAUCCGAUCUUUGGCACCCAGCCUCCUGGACAGAAAUAAAACUGGAUUGUUGGGUAUAUUUUGGAAGUGCGCCAGAAUUGGUGAACGGAAGAGUCCUUACGUUGCAGUGUGCUGUAUAGUGAUGGCUUUCAGCAUUCUCUUCAUACAGUAGCUCGGAAAAAUAUCAGAAUUUAAUUGCCAUUGGAUUACAGUAUGAAAAAAGGACUUAUCUAUAGAAAAUAAUGGAAAGAAUGGUUAACCCUUUUAUCUCUGAACAUUGAAUGAGAUAAAUUUCCAGCUGCUGUUAUCUAUUUUUGUUAUUGGACCAAUGUUCUAUGUAAAUAGGAUGUAACCAUUUAAUACGCAGAGUUUAAUAUGUCUGUAACAAUCAACCUCCGUACUCUCACUACAAUGUUACAUUCUGCAAAUGUUAUUCUGUUAUGUCGGAUACCAGUUUUUAGUGAGGUAUCUCUUAAGACAUAGAAUAGAAAACAAAAUUGGUAAAUUACUCCACUUCCUUUCACUGUGAUUUGGAAAUGAUUAAUCUUUAUAGAAUGAGACAUUUUUCUGGGCUAGCUUUUUUACUGGGAAAAAAAAAAGGUUCAAUUUGUGUUGGUAAGGAUUGCAUUCAUAUUUAAUAAUGCUUGCUUUUCCUGUGGCCACACCAGACCAUUAACAUAGUACAUCUAAGCAAACUAUAUAGUGUACUACAGGCAUUUCAACUAUUUAAAACAAGCCUGUGUGGUUCUUAAGGUAAAUGAGAUGUGACUUAAGAGUACUAUUGAGAAAAUGUCCAUAUGUAACAUAAAGUUUAGAAUAGAUGACUGGUCCAGUAGCCUCUGAAAACUCUAGAUAAGUAUGGAUAAAUAUCUUACGAAUAAAUUGACCAGCUGUCAUUCUCUGAAUAAGACUACAUUCUUAGAGUGAAAAGAGCAAAAUAGAACAAUUCAGAAUGAUAAUCCUGUAUGUGUCUUUCUUUUUAGUGUCAGGUCUCCAGUUUUAAUUGCCCCAAAAUGCAAACUGAAUUUUUUUGUUUUUAAAUACAGCACUUUAAAUCUAGUUUACUUUUUGUGUGUCAUCUUGAACUGGAAUCUGCUGUGUAACUCAGUAGGCGAUGAUAAACAGUUUUCAAAUCUGCUUGUCUGUAUACCUUGGCAUAAGUGUCUUUGAGUUUUGAUAAUAAAGACCUUCAAUAACCUUC
Molecule: messenger RNA, 1368 nt
Organism: Herpailurus yagouaroundi (jaguarundi)
Lineage: Eukaryota; Metazoa; Chordata; Mammalia; Carnivora; Felidae
Gene: TMEM167A
Product: transmembrane protein 167A
Exons: 4
Coding region: 121-339 (72 amino acids)
Source: RefSeq, a predicted model, not a curated record